GAUUGACAACUUUUUUGACGACCAUCUACAACACCCACCCCCUCCGGCACAACGACAGCAGAGAUGGCGCCACCAACUCAAAAGCCUAAAGGUGGCUCCUCAAAGCCAAAGAAGCCGAGUGCGAAAGCGAACCAGGCCGCCAAAGCCACCCUCAGAGGCGUCCAUGCCGGCAAAGCCCGCAAAAUCCGCACAUCGACCACCUUCCACAGACCCAAGACGCUCGUUCUCUCGCGAUCCCCCAAAUACCCGCGCAAGUCCAUCCCCCAUGAGACGAGACUCGACCACCACAAGGUGCUCGUUCACCCGUUGAAUACCGAGAGCGCGAUGAAGAAGAUCGAGGAGCACAACACGCUGGUAUUCAUCGUCGACACCAAGGCCAACAAGCGACAGAUCAAGGAGGCCCUGAAGAAGCUGUACGACGUGGAUACCGUUAAGAUCAACACCCUGAUCAGACCAGAUGGCACGAAGAAGGCAUUUGCGAGAUUAACAUCGGAUGUGGAUGCGCUGGAUAUUGCGGCUACGAAGUUGUCGAUCGUGUAAAGUGGGAGUUUGCACGGGGAGAGUGGGUUGUGAUGUGUGAUGGAUUGGCCGGGAAAUGAGGAGAGCCCGUCCAUUUGGCAUCUACGGAUUGCAUCGGUAUCAAGGGCAUGAUUCAGCCAAGGUCCCAAUCGACGCUCGAUAGAGAAUCUCGAGUUGUGAUUGACAAUCGGCGUCGCCAAAAUAGGAGCAGAAAUUCUUCAAUUGCUUUUCCGAGAUGAAAUUGCUUUCCGCUCCAUCAUGAAGCAUGGGAGGAUGUCGUUGUUACAAAUGAGCAAAAAGCCUGCCUGGCCGAGCUCAAUCCAAGCCAGCUGCCCGCCGGAGCAAUCCAAACGCAUUGUAGAGCCAUCUUUUCCUAACCGAUACCUUUCACAUCUCAUGCUAUUUCCCUGUUAUUC
Cladophialophora immunda is the source of this 935-nucleotide messenger RNA. RefSeq lists its product as uncharacterized. The coding region runs from base 64 to 540 and encodes 158 amino acids. Gene Ontology annotation, molecular function: structural constituent of ribosome. Gene Ontology annotation, biological process: ribosomal large subunit assembly; translation. The transcript has 3 exons. NCBI's taxonomy places the organism in Eukaryota, Fungi, Ascomycota, Eurotiomycetes, Chaetothyriales, Herpotrichiellaceae. Gene Ontology annotation, cellular component: ribosome; cytosolic large ribosomal subunit. The record is from RefSeq and is a predicted model, not a curated record.